CAGCUGACUGGUCACACUGGCAGCAGACGUCACAAUAAAUUCUAUUAUUUUGUUUUGUGCUAAAAGUUAGCAGGCCAGCGAACGUGGACUAGCCCACAAACAACGGCAGCAUGGCGAGCGGGACAAGCGGCACAAGCAGCAGUGGAGCGGCCCAGUCGACGGACACGGCACCAUCAUCGGCAGAAAAGUGGGGCUUCCCUUUGAUUGAGCUCUACCGCCUGGCAUUCACAUUCUAUAAGCGAAACUCCGGCAAGGCCAUCCACCUGUCGUACGAGGACAACCUCAAGCUGAUCGCCUUCAAGCAGCAGGCGGCGCUGGGCCCCUUCAACACGAGUCGCGCCCCGGCGCUGGGCGUUCUGGACGUGAUCGGACGCGACCGGCAGCAGCACUGGCAGCUGCUGGGUGAGAUAACGCGCGAGCAGGCGAUGGAGGGGUUCGUCGACCUGCUGGACACAAUGUGCAGCGCCUUUCGGCCGUACAUUGAGGCCGUGCGGCAGGACCGCGACGAGACGCUGCGCAAGGAGCUGCGCCUCAUGGAGCAGGAGAAGGAGGCACGCGAGCGACAGGAGAACGCCCAGCUGGAGCAGCUCAUGGAGGCGUACAAGGAGGAGCUGCAGCGCCGCCAGCUGCAGGACGCACUCAACAAGCAGACCUACCAGCAGUUUAAGCUGUACGCCGAGAAGCAGUUCCCCGGGAACCCCGAGCAGCAGGGCGUGCUUAUCCACCAGCUGCAGCGGGAGCACUACCACCAGUACAUGCAGCAGCUUCAACUGCAGAACCAGAAUCAGAACACGGAGGACAAGGGACACCAGGAAGCAGAACACGUCCCUGGCAAUAACAACAACAGCACCACCGACUUGCCCAACGCCAUGGAAGGACUGAAGCUCGGUGAGGUCGAGUCACAGCAGCACCAGCAGCUGGCCGAGCAGCAGGACGGGCAUGUAGAGCAGACGUUGGAGGGCGUUGGGCAGGAACAGCACGGCGAGGAAGAGUACGACGACUACGUCAUGAUCUGCCCGGCCAAGAUCUGGACUCGUCCCGAUAUCGAGCAGUUUAAGACUGAGGUGUCUGCCGGCGAUGGCGACGGCGUCAUCACCAUUGGACACGGCGACACGGUGACGGUCCGUGUGCCCACCAACAUGAACGGCAAGUGCAUCUUCUGGGAGUUCGCCACGGACAGCUACGACAUCGGCUUCGGCAUCUACUUCGAGUGGGCCAAGCCCGUGACCAACGAGGUGACUGUGCAUGUGAGCGACUCCGACGAGGACGAGGAUUGCGUGGACGAGGACUACCUAUCCACCACCGAGGACCUGGAGUCGGGCUCGCUGUCGCAGGAGCGCGGCGCAGUUAACAACCCGACUGCUGCCCCCAAGGCACCCAUUUCCAUUAUCGUGCCCAUCUAUCGGCGGGAGUGCUACAACGAGGUCUACGUGGGCUCCCACUCCUAUCCGGGCGAGGGCGUCUAUUUGCUGAAGUUCGACAACAGCUACAGCAUUUGGCGCAACAAGACGCUGUACUACCGCGUCUACUACGAGCGCUAAGAGGCCAAAAUGUAUUUACUAUCCACUAACUUAGAUGAAUCCUAUCUCCGUACGAACGGCUCAUGUGCAAGUCCGGAAUAAUCUGUAUGUGCGUGUGCGUGUGGUUUUGGUUUUACGUGUGCGUUGCUGCAACUCCGGGAAACAAGCGGCGGGAAUAGACCAUGCCGAUUUCAGACUAAACCAAUUUUAUUUAUUAUUUAGUUGUAACCGACGAAGACAAGUCCAAAAUUCAAUUUGAAACUAAUAAACAAUAUAAAGACAACUGUAAA
Molecule: messenger RNA, 1810 nt
Organism: Drosophila sechellia
Lineage: Eukaryota; Metazoa; Arthropoda; Insecta; Diptera; Drosophilidae
Product: Golgi resident protein GCP60
Exons: 4
Coding region: 111-1541 (476 amino acids)
Cellular component (GO): Golgi membrane
Molecular function (GO): fatty-acyl-CoA binding
Source: RefSeq, a predicted model, not a curated record